Dovyalis caffra is the source of this 1038-nucleotide messenger RNA. Lineage: Eukaryota; Viridiplantae; Streptophyta; Magnoliopsida; Malpighiales; Salicaceae. The record is from the annotation of a GenBank genome assembly.
AUGCCAAGAACGAGUAAGAAAAAAGCAGCACCGCAAGCUGGAGGUGCAUGGCCUUUGAUCGGCCAUUUGCAUCAAUUAGGAGGGCCGCAACCACCGCACAUAGUUUUAGGUAAUAUGGCUGACAAAUAUGGGCCAGUCUUCACCAUUAAGAUGGGAGUGCGUCGAGCACUAGUUGUAAGCAACUGGGAGAUGGCCAAAGAAUGCUUAACGACCAACGACAAAGCCUUCGCUAAUCGUCCGAAUUUUCUAGCCUGUCAGAUUUUGGGCUACGAUGGGGCUAUGCUAGGGUUUAGUCCAUACGGCCCAUACUGGCGUGAACUGCGCAAGAUAGCCACGCUGGAGCUUCUCUCAAGCCAUCGACUGGAAAUGCAAAAAACCAUAAGAGAAUCCGAGGUAAGGUUGUCUCUAAAAGAGUUGUACAAAUAUUGGGAUCGGAAGAAAAGUAGUUCAAACAAUAGUAAGGUUCUGGUAGAGAUGAAGGGUUGGUUUGGAGACAUAACCAUAAAUGUUAUUUGUAGGAUAAUUGUUGGUAAAUCUGUGGGAUAUGCCACCACAAAUGGGGAUGAAGAACAGAGUACUGAAUCCUGGAAAAAUAAAUUGGGUGAGUUUUUUCAUUGGGCAGGGGCGUUUGUGGUGUCUGAUGCGCUACCAUUUUUAAGGCUUUUAGAUAUGGGGGGGCCAGUGAGGACCAUGAAGAAGAUAGCAAAAGAUUUAGACCAUGUUGUUGAAGCUUGGUUAGAGGAGCAUAGGCAGAAGAAAGUAAAUAGUGAUCAGGUAAUUAAAGGAGAGGAGGACUUCAUGGAUUUGAUGCUAUCCAUUUUUGAUGAAGCACAUGCAGCCCAAUUAGGUCGAGAUUCUGAUACCAUCGUCAAAGCCACAUGCCUGCUAACAAUGGCUACUCUGCUGCAUGGGUUUGAUUUCGCAACCCCAUCAGAUGAACCGAUUGAUAUGACUGAGAGCAUUGGAUUAACCAACGUUAGAGCCACUCCACUCCACGUUGUUCUGAAUCCACGCCUUCCCACUCACCUCUAUUUAUAG